Messenger RNA from Plasmodium adleri (nom. inval.), 10797 nucleotides. RefSeq names its product erythrocyte membrane protein 1, PfEMP1, putative. Gene Ontology annotation, molecular function: host cell surface receptor binding. Bases 1 to 10797 code for a protein of 3598 amino acids. The record is from RefSeq and is a predicted model, not a curated record. Gene Ontology annotation, cellular component: membrane. The transcript is spliced from 2 exons. Lineage: Eukaryota; Apicomplexa; Aconoidasida; Haemosporida; Plasmodiidae.
AUGGGGGCAAAUCAGUCAAAUGAGAAAAGUAGUUUGCUUAGAAAUUUUACGUACUUGAUAGGUGAGGAUAAAGAAAAUAAACCUGGAAAUCGUGGAAGACAAACCCCUCAAUAUAAAUUAAUGUAUUUUGAUUACUUGAAUUUUUUACUAUAUGAAAUUCAACAUAAAGCUUGGAAUUGGGAUAUAUAUAAACAUUACGUUGAUAAAAAUGGAAGUAGUCUUACAGGUGAGGAAAAAUUAUUUUGUGGAUGGAAAGAUAUACAAAACAAAAUAUAUGAAACACUGAAGAAAGAGCUAAAAGGUCCAAAUCAAAACAAAUAUAAGUGGGAAGAUGAUAUAUUACCAAUAAUAGUUAUAGAACAAAAUAAAUUACGUAUUACAAAAGAUUGUAAUAAUAUAACGAUUAAAAAUAGUGAUAUCGAAGAAAUGAAAAGUCCUGAAUUUCCAGCUCUACUUGGAGCAAACAAAACUAAAUGUAAUGAUUUAAAAACAUCUGAAGAUAUACAUGUACCAUUACGUCGACGAGCACUAUUAGUUCAGGAAAUAGAUGAAUAUCUUAAAGGAAUUAAAAAAAAAAUUACGAGCCCAGAAACUUUAAAAGAAGUGUUAGAGGGUAAAAUAACUGCUGACAUUCAAAAACAAAAGGUUGUAAACGGUCUGACAAAAGAUAUGAUUGAGGGUUUAAGUGAUACGAUAAGCAAACUUAUAAAAGAUAAGCAUAAUAUUAAGGAGCAUAAUGCAUUUUGUAAAGAAUGGGAACGUACUAUGGAAGAUUACCAUACAUUAUUCUUAGGAGAUGAUAUAGUUGAUGAUAAUGAAACGAAAAAAAUUCAAUGUUUAAUAAAACAAAUUGAAGGUACAGUAGGAAAAGACAAUUUUCAAAAAGAAUGGAGUUCCUAUUUUAAAAAUAUUGUGAAAAAUUUAAAAAACCAAGAUUUUGCAAACCCUACUACAGGAAGCCCCUGUGUCAUUGACCCUAGUAACAAAACCCAAUGUGUACGCUUUUUUGAAGAAUGGGCAGAAGAGUUUUGUAUCCUCAAACGUGAUUUGGGAGAAAUGUUGGUAAACGAGUGUCGCGACACAGGUACAGGAAAAACAGGAGCUACACCUGGACCAAAUUGUAAAAAGAUAUGUGAUAUAUAUAAAACGUUAAUACAAGUUUCUAAACCGUAUUUUGAGAAUUAUAAAAAAAUAUGUGCUAUGACUGAAUAUGGAAACAAAGACCAAACUCAAGAUGAAUUACAAAACAGUUUCAUAAAAGCGGCUAUGAAUUCUAUGACUGAAUGUUGUAAAGAUAAUGGUCAUUGUACUCCUGAUGAAUUAUUUAGUCUUCAAGAAGAUAAAAGUAAUAUUAGAUAUAAAUGUUUUUGUUCAGAUGGGCAAUAUAAUUCAGAAAAAGAUACAAACCAAGAAUGUAAAAAAGUAAAGGAAGCAGAUACUAUGAAAGGAAAAGCGGUUUCCCCACCUCCACUUAGUGGCCAACCACAAGGCGGUGGUCCCACUAAUGUUGGUCCCAAAACCGUGAUGGGAAUAGCGGCACAGUUACAACAAGAAGCGGAAAAUGCAGCGAAAACACAUAUUAGUAAACUUGAAGAUUUAAAGGGGAAGCCACAUCUAGGUAAAUAUAGCCAGAAGGGCCAGGGAACUAAUUUGAGUAGUAGCAUAUGUAAUAUAACUAACCAACAUUCUAAUGAUGUUCGAACACGUGGUAGUGAUUAUCAAGGCCCAUGUACAGGUAAAGGAGGAGAUAAAAAAGAUAGAUUUGUUAUAGGAAAACCUUGGGGAACGCGUAACGAUGCUGAUGAUAACCACAAAGAAGUAUUAUUUCCUCCUAGAAGAUUAGAUAUGUGUACUUCAAACCUAGAAAAUUUAGGAAACAAGGGUGGUGAUCCAUCAUUUCUAAAUAAUGGUGCCAAAGUCAACGAUUCUUUUACUGGUGAUGUACUACUUUCAGCAUUUAAAGAAGCAGAAUUUAUAAAAACCCAUUAUACUAACCCAAAUGAUCAACCUGCUAUAUGUAGAGCUGUACGUUCUAGUUUUGCAGAUUUAGGAGAUAUAAUUAGAGGAAGAGAUAUAUGGACUAAAGAAACUGGAAAUAAAGAUCUUCAAACAUAUUUGACAAAGAUAUUUCAAAAAAUUAAAGACGAACUUCCUAGUGGUGGUAGUAGUUAUAAUAGUGACGGUCCCAAAUAUACACAGUUACGUUCUGACUGGUGGUCGGCCAACCGCGACCAAGUAUGGGAAGCUAUGAAAUGUGUGGUACAGGAUUUAGUGGCCACCACAGAAACAUAUAGUGGUAAAGGAGGAGUGAGUGGUACGGCCUCCGCUUUUUGUGGCUAUAACACCGAGGUACCUGUGGAUGACUACAUACCGCAGAAGUUGAGAUGGCUCACCGAAUGGAAUGAAAGUUAUUGCAAACAAUUGGAAAAACAUUACCUCAGUGUGAAGGAACAAUGUACGUUAUGCAAGAAUAGUGGGGAAGGUAAAUGUGAGAAAGAUAAUAGUAAAUGUAAAAUGUGUUCUGGUAUGUGCGAUACAUAUAAAGAAAAUGUUACUAAAUGGAAAAAGGAUUGGGAAAAACAAAAAACUCAAUAUACAUCAUUAUAUAACAAUGCAAAAAGUGAUAAUGAGAAAGAUUUUUUUGAUAAACUUAACCAAAACGGUAUUAAGAGCAAGUAUAAGGAUCCUGAAGAUUUUGUUGAUUCGAUGGGAGGAUAUAAAUACUGCAAAAAUACGAAACAAAAUAAAUUUAAAGAUAGCGACAAAAAUAAGGACUAUCAUGUUUUUCAAGAAAAACCCCAAGAUUAUCAAAAAGAAUGUAAAUGUAACGAGGAUCAAGCACAGGGACCUCGAACACCUACGGCACCUAAAAAAACAACAAAAUCACCUGAAAUAGAAAAAUGUCAAGAAGCUUUUAAUGGUAGUACUAGUGGUCAAGAAAAGGUAGAUUUGAGUGAUUGGGAUUGCGUAUCAUACAUUGAUAUGUGUAUAAAAAAAGGUGGCACACACACAAUAAGUGAUUAUAGUAAGAAGUUUGAUACAAUUUUUGAAGAUUGGUUAACAUCUUUUUUCGACGAACAAACAAAAGUGAAAGAAAAAUCAGACGAAUGCACAAAUUUAACACAAUCAAAAGGUUCAGGUGAUUGUAAUAAAAAUAAUUGUACUCAGAAAUGUCCUUGUUAUAAAGAUUGGAUAAAAAGAAAAAACGUAGAAUGGAGACAUUUUAAAUCAUCUUAUCAUGAUUUUCCUACGAUAAAUCCAGGUGCUUCACAAGAUAUUUUAAAGAAAUUUAAAAAACCAAUAGAUAAAUAUGUAGAGGAAAAACACAAACAGCAACUUGAGGCAUAUAAAUCUAAACUUAAAACAACUCCUGCACCUUCCAAUAUUACUAUAGACCAAAUACUUAAAGAAGAAAACACCAAAGUAUCUGAGUGUGUAAAAAGAUGCCCCAUCGUACUCACAUGUGACCAAAAAGGGUUCAAAAACGAGUGGGAAUGCAAAGAUAGUGGUAAAACACAAACUAGUGGUACUACUAACAAUAUGUGUACCAAAACCGAAGAUAGUGACGAUCCACAAGCAAGUGGUAGUAAACCAGGUAAACAAAGUGGUGCCCCACAAGCUAGUGGCACCACCGAUACCGACACGUUUUAUAAUUUGUUUAAUGAAUGGUUGCAUGAUAUGGAACAGAUGUUGGGCACAGGAAAAACAUUAGUGGAAAAAACGUGUGGGAAUAUAAAAAUGAAAGAUAAUGGCGAGAAGGAAUGUACACAAUGUAAAGAUUUAUGUGAUUGUUACAAAAAAUUAAAAGACCAAAUUGAAUCUCAAUGGGGAGAACAAAAAAAGUAUUAUAACCAACAUAAAACUAAUGCAAAAGAUGAGGAGAUGAGGGGUUUAGAACUUAAUACUUAUUUGGAAGCACAAUGUAUUUUGAAUGAAAGUGUUAAAACAGACAAAAAAAGUAUACAAACUGAAGAUUAUGCUGAUUCCUAUGAAAAAUGUGACAAACGUAAAGGAACAAAAGGCAAUUAUGUAGAUACAUUGAUAGAUCAAAGUGGUAAUGAUAAAAAGAAAAUAUGUGAUGAGUGCGAAAAACAAAAAACACCAUCAACUUCUCAGACAAAUGAUUGUGAUAAGAUUCAAGAUGCUAGUAAGUGUAUGCAAAAGGAUUUUGAAGGAUUCGGAAACAACGGUAAAGAAAAAAAACCAUGGAUAUGUAAAAGUGAUAAUAAUAAUCAAUCAUCAAAAAUUAAUGAAAAAGUUUGUGUUCCUCCUAGAGGACAAUCUUUAUGUAUAGCCAACUUACAUAAUGACAACAAGGCGAAUUUUACAGAUAAAAGUGAUAUGAUAUCAAAAUUAAAAGAUGCAAUAAAAACAGAAACAAAAUUAUUAUGGCAAAAAAAUAAAGAUGAUCAAAAAAAAGCAUGUAGGUUAACAUAUAGAAGUUUUAACGAUUUUAAAAAUCUAAUUUUAGGAACAAGUUCAUGGAAAAAUGAUGCAAUAAAAAAUAUAGAAGAUAAAAUAGGUGAAAUUAUAGGACAAAAUAGUGUAAAAACUGGUAAACCUGGUAGUAGUGGUACUACCCUUACUACUGAGGAUCGAGAAAAAUGGUGGAAAAGUAACGAAAAAGAGUUCUGGCAGGCCGUAACGUGUGGAAUAAAAGCGGCAAAACCAGAUGCAAGUGGUAACGAAUGUCCCCAGUAUAUUAAUGAUGAUGACCAGUUUGAAUGGUGGGCAAAAGAGUGGUCGGAGGACUUUUACGAGAAACGUAUGGACGUGGUGAAGGGGUUGGACGAGACGUGUAAGGGUAAUGAUGGGUGUAAUGGUACUAGUGGUCGUAGUAACAAGCCUGAUGGAGAAUGUAAAACUAAAUGUGAACAAUACAAACAAUUCUUAACCAAAAAGAGAAAUGAAUGGAAUGAAAAUUUCAAAAAAUAUUUAAACGAAAAAGAAAAAGAACUAGAAAAAACCACUAGUGUUAAUACUAAAGAGUAUAGUCCUGAAAUUUUUUAUUUAUUAAACCCUUGUACUUAUCAAAGUUGUGAUAACAAAUAUAUAACGGCAUUACGGAGUACCAAAGAUUAUGGUGAUAAACAAAAAUUGUGCGCAUGUGAUACAGCGUCACAAAAACCUGAUGAAACCGACCCAUGUAGUGAUAAUUUCACGGAAUAUGGUUGUACUGAAAAAAAGUUUGACAAAAAUAUUUGGAGUAGUACAUAUGUGACACACCAGACGGACAGAGGCCGCGUUUUUGCCCCCCCGCGCCGUAACAGUAUGUGCAUAGGAUGGCUCUUCUCUCCACUAGAUACAAGUGGUAGUAACAAAACAGCUGCAAAAAACGAAUUGAGAGAUAAACUGGUGAAUGCAGCGCGCGGUGAGUCCCAUUAUUUAUGGAAAUAUUAUGAUGAUAAACAAAAACAAAAAAGUGGUUCCCAAGCUGGUAGCCCCACCACAUCACCCCCAGAUGGUUACUGCUCCGCCCUAAAACGUAGUUAUUAUGAUUAUGGCGAUAUGGUCAAAGGCACCGAUCUGUGGAAUGCGGGGUACUCGCCACUAGUAGAAAAACACAUACACGACGUAUUUAAAAUGCCGGAUACCACGGGUGGUAACGAACCCACGGAGGACCAAAUAGAGAGUGACCGAAAAAAUUGGUGGGAAACACAUCGUGAACAAAUAUGGAAAUCUAUGAAUUGUACCACCAGUCCUUGUGAUACCAGUGGUAGUGAGUACCCCACCACUUAUGAUAACCACGAUCAGUUUUUGCGCUGGUUCAUCGAAUGGGGCGAACAUUUUUGUAGACACAAAAAGGAACAUAUGACGAAAUUGGAAGAAAUAUGUAUAAAGAGACAAUGUAACAGUAUGUGCGGGGGAACCACUUGUGAACCGUGUCAGAAACAAUGUGCUAAAUAUCAUAAUUGGUUAUUAACUAAAAAAAACGAAUGGAAUGGACAAAAAAGUAAAUAUACGGAGGAAUAUAAAAAUAACAAGGGAAUAAAUUAUAGUAGAUAUGAAGAUACGAAGGAACGACCUCACACCUAUCUACAAAAAAAAGCAAAUGGAUGUCAAGAUGAAGAAUUUAAUAAAUUAUUUAAGAGACAAGAUAACCAAUAUAAACCAUACAGAGUAAAAUGUAAAAAAUGUAUAGAAAAAUUAACACAAGAUAUUGUAGAAAAUAUUAAAAACAAAAAGAUUCCUGGUAGCGGUAAACCAGAAGAUAUUUUUUCUUUAUGUGACAAAGCAUGUGAAGAGGUAAAGGGUAAUGAUUGGUACAAAACAUACGUUGAAGUGGACGAAAGUAAAAUUAAGGGAAAAAGUAAUUGUGAAGGAUUAAAAAAAACAGCAGAAGAGAAAUCAAACACAAAUCCAGGGAUUAAAUGGGACAACAGUGAUGGAGGAUUUGACCAUUUGAAGAAUGAUUUAUCCUCAAAUGUAUAUAUUCCCCCAAGAAAACAAAAAAUAUGUUUUAGAGGAUUAGAUGGAAAAUAUGAUGGCAAACCUAAUGAUAUGAAAGAUGAAAAGACCUUGUUCGAACAUUUAAUGAAACUUGCUGCUAUUGAAGGAUAUAAUUUAGGAGAAUACUAUAAAAACAAAAAUGGCAAAGAUAAAUAUACUUAUGACGUCUUACCUUGUAAUGCUUUGAAAUAUAGUUUUCUUGAUUUAAGAGAUACAAUAUUAGGAACAGAUAAUUUAGAAAUUGAAAAAAAUGAUACAGAAACAAAAUUAAAGGAAAUUUUUAAAAAAAUAUAUAAUGAGGAUGAUGAUAAUGAAGACGCUGAAAAACCUGGAAGUACGUAUAGACAAAAUUGGUGGAAAAGUAAUGAGAAAUGCGUUUGGAAAGCUAUGUUAUGUGGAUAUAGAAAAAGUAGAGAUGAAGGACAAACUACUAGUGGUACUAAACCUAAACCUAGUGAUGACGACCUAAAAUCGUGUGAUUCUAUACCUAGUGAGACCAAAUAUCCCCUUGGUGAUAAUCGAGAAAGUGGCACGAACUACCAAUUUUUACGAUGGUUUGCCGAAUGGGGCGAAGACUUUUGUAAAAAACACUACGUGGAAAAGAAGAAAUUGGAAAAGGCGUGUGAGAGUUGUGAGGCCGCAAAAUGUGAUACCACCUGCACAGAAUGCAAACAACAAUGUACAGCAUAUCAACAAUUUAUUCAACCAUGGAAAGAGCAAUUUAAUAAACAAAAAACAAAAUUUGAUGAAGAUAAAAAAAAAGAUGACAUAAAAAAAACAUAUCCUGAUAUUGACACAAAAAAAGCAUAUGAAUUUAUAAGUGGGAAAUGUAUUAAUGGAAAAUGUGAAUGUAUGGAAGAAAAGUCGAAAAGUGAUGAUAAAAUACCUGCAUCUUUGGAUAAAAAACCUGAAAGUGUUAAAGAUAAAUGUGAUUGUGACAACCCUAGACCACCGAAUCCCCCCAAACCUGUGCCUAAUCCAAAUCCAACUCCUGGUACUACUACCACUAAGGAUGCGUGCGAUAUAGUGAAAGAAACACUUAAUGGUAAGGAUGGAAAAGGCCUUAUAGAAAACUGUAAACCAAAAGGUGACGCACAAUGGGAUUGUGAUGGAAGUAAGUUUCAAGACGGAGAAGGACCUUGUAUGUCUGCUAGAAGGCAAAAACUGUGUUUACAUAAAUUAGAAAAAUUGAAGGAUCAACAGAGGGCUAACGAUUUGAGAGAAGCAUUGAUCAAAUGUACUGCAAUAGAAACGUUUUUUUCUUGGGAAAAAUACAUAAAAGCUAAACAAACAGAAAAUCCAUCAACGGAUCCAAAUGAACUUCAAAAACAAUUACAAAGUGGUACAAUUCCUGCAGAAUUUAAACGUCAAAUGUUCUAUACUGUUGGAGAUUAUAGGGAUUUGUGCUUAAAUUCAGAUAUAUCAGUAAAUGAUAAACAGAUGAAUAAGAAUGUGACAGAAGCAAGAGAGAAAAUAAAAAAUAUUCUCACACGAAGUGGCCAAUCACCUGAAACGUGGUGGAAAGGUAUAGAAGAAGAUGUAUGGCAGGGUAUGUUAUGCGCCCUAUCACAUGAUAGCACACAAAAACAAAUGAUUGAUGAAACUCGCAGCAAACUCAAAUCCCAAAACGAGUACACCAAAGUGAAAUUUAGUGACACCACUACAUCUGGUGUUUCCACUGAAGGCCUCGCGGCAUUCGCCUCUCGGCCGCAGUUUUUACGAUGGUUAACCGAAUGGGGGGAACAUUUCUGUGUCACACAGAAAAAACACUACACGGAGGUACAGACACAGUGUAAACAAUGUAAUCUUGAUAGUACUAGUACUAGUUCCAAACCAACAUGUGUUACAACCAGUCCAGGAUGCUCAACAUGUAAACAGAAGUGCGCCGAAUAUCAAAAAAUGGUAAAAGAUUGGUUAAAAGAGUGGGAUCAACAAUCGAAAAAAUAUGGACAAUUAUACCAAAAAGCAACAACAAGUGGUAAGAGUGCGAGUUCACAAGACCAACCUGUGGUAACAUACCUCACAGAAAAAACCAAAACUAGUGUUCCAAAUAGUGGUGAUUAUGCUACAGCUGGUGGGUAUUUGAAACAAGAAGGAUUCAUAAGUGGGUGCGAAAAUACACAAAACGACUUUACUAGUGGUAGUAACACUGACAAAUAUGCGUUUAGAGAUUACCCGCAUGACCACGAGAGUAAGUGUACGUGUGUGGAGGCGACUAAGCCGGCGGCAACAAAAGAUAAUUCACAACAUUCGCAACAACCGGGGAAAGCACCACAACCUACCCUACCUGAUGAGGAGGAUCAGGGUACUAAACCUGGAUUCGCUCCUAUAAAUAACGCAGGAGGAACAGCACAAACUACUGUUGUUGUUAUCCCCGCUAACUCGAAUACAUCACCUGACCCCCCUGCAGCUGGUGGAACAAAUAGUGGUGAACCUGAUACAUCUAGUGGUUCUUCCUCUUCUUCUUCGUCGUCAUCUAGUUCAAGUAGUUCUAGUUCUAGUAGUUCUAGUAGUUCUCCUGGUGCUAGUCAACCUGAUAAUGAUUCGUUGAAAGAUAUGGCUUCGAAUUUAGGUUCUUUAGCCGGUAAGGCUGUAGGUUUGGGCCUUACUGCAACAGAAAAAGCUAUUAAAGUUGCAGAAAUUGUAAUGCCAAUUGCAGGAGGAACUGCAAUAUUAGGAGCUAUUAAAGCUUCAGAAAAAAUUCCUGAUGCUGUAGAUGUUGCAAGACCAAUUGCAAAAAAAGUUGGAACAAGUGUUUUAAGUGGAAUAAACGCCAUUCUUGAUGUUGUUCUCCCUACUGGUGGCAAAGGUAGUGGUUCCCAAUCUGGUAGUGCUAGUAGUCUCGAUCCUGCUGCUGUUCCUGAUCCUAAUACUGCUGGUCAACAACAUAGUGGUGGAAAACCUCUCCCUAAUCCCAAUCCUAGUCAUCCUGGCUCGAGUGGUGGACAAGGACAUUCACCUAGUGGGCCACAUGGACCUGGAUCCUCAUCAUCACCUGGAAAACCCUCGAUCCCAUAUAGUGGCACAACCGAUCUCACAACAACCGACAUUAUCACCAAAAUCGUCACGCCCACGGUCGUGCCUUGGGCUAUAGGUGUUGGUUUUGUUGGGAUAGUGUUGUUUUAUUUGAAGAAAAAACCCAAAACUUUUCCUGUGGAUAUUUUUCGUGUUAUUGAUAUACCGCAAAACGAUUAUGGAAUCCCUGAUAAAACAUCUACCAAUAGAUAUGUACCAUAUGGUCAAUAUAAAGGAAAAACAUACAUAUACGUAGAACGAGAUGGUGAUAGUGAAGAUGACAAAUAUAUGUUUACAUCUGAUACGACUGACAUGACUUCCUCAGAAAGUGAGUAUGAAGAACUAGAUAUCAAUGAUAUAUAUCCAUAUAGAUCACCUAAAUAUAAAACUUUGAUCGAAGUAGUACUAAAACCUAGUACAAAUAAUAAUGUACAAGAUACUUAUACAAAUGAUGUGAAAGAUAAUAGUGAUAUACCCACCGAUAAAUUUACUGAGGAAGAAUGGAAUCAACUGAAACAGGAUUUUAUUUUGAACAUGUUACAAACUUAUAAUAUGGAUAUACCUGAAAAUCUAAGUGGACAUACGUUCAUGUACCCACAACCUGAUACUGUGGAUAAUAGUGUAGGAGAAAAACCUUUUAUUACACAAAUCCAAGAUAGAUAUUUACAUGGUAAAAGCGAUGUUCUUAGUUAUAAUAUUGAUUGGAAUGUUCCAAAAAAUACAAAUAAGUUAACUAAUACUACAGAUGAGCCAAAAUAUGUUACAUCAAAUUAUAUAUAUACUGGAAUUGAUCUAAUUAAUGAUUCGUUAAACAGUGAUCAACAUGUUGAUAUAUAUGAUGAGUUGUUAAAACGAAAAGAAAAUGAAUUAUAUGGAACAAAACAUACGAAAAAAACAAAUUCCAAUACUUUUGCUAAACAAAUAUAUGAUGAUCCUAUACUCAAUCAAAUAGAUCUAUAUCAUAAAUGGUUAGAGAGGCAUAGAAAUAUGUACAACCAAUGGAAUAAUAAAGAAGAAAUUUUAAGUAAAUUGAAUGAAGAAUGGAAUAAUGAAAAUAAAGAUCAUUUAUUGUAUACAUCAACUAUUGAUGAUAUUAAUAGAAUUAAUGAUGAAACACAUGGUAUGAUUAAUGAAAACACACAUGAACGUAAUGAUAUAACAUCAGUUGAACAUCAUGGAUCUACAAAUAUCCCUCCUAAUGAUCUUGCAACUCAAAAUAAUGGAUUUCAUACAAAGAAGUUACGAUCAAACAUAUCAAUGGAUAUACAUUUUGAUGAAAAUAAUAAUAUACCACGUGAUAACGAUUAUUUGGAGAAUUCGUAUAAUUUUUGA